AUGCGUGUAUACGAAUCCAAAGACGGCGCUCUAUACAGCAGGACCGGCGUCAUCUCCCCACCACCACCACCCCCACCAUCACCAUCCUCACCCGACCUCCUCACAAACUCCUUCGAACCACAAAUUCGCCAGACAAUCCACACAAUCAUCUCCGCCGUCCACACCACAAACCUUGCCAUCUCCACCUACCGCAACCUCUGCACCUCCAACGUGCAUAAAAUCACCGCGAUAAAACAUCUCGCUCUAACCGCCGAUGCUGUUGCGAUAGCCUCUUUGAGGAAGAAAUAUGCGCAAUUGAUUAUUGCAGAGAUGAAAAUGUGUAGGGAGGUGGAAGGGAUGAAGCAGGGGGUUGUGAUGUUGAGAUUGGAUUUGGCGGAGUUGCAUGAGUUGAAUGGGAGUGUGGAGGAGAGGAGGAAUGAUGAUGUUGAGGGGGAGGGGUGGAUGCCUAAUAUUGGGUUAUUGAGGAGGAGGGAGGAAGGUGUUGAUGGAAGUCAAGGUGAUGGAUCUGCUGAUGCUUGGGUUUAUGAUCUUGAGGGGGAUGAAGAAGAUUACGAAAGAGGCUCGGAGGAUGAGCUUUAUGAUGGGGACGCCGAUGAGAGUUAUGAUGAGGACGAGGAAGACGACGCCGCACCAUUCGAAGACCCCAUCACAGAACUCGAUGGAAGAUAUCUAAACUGGAUCCAAGACUGGAAAACCUCAGAAAACAGGAAAAUGCUCAUCACACUGCUAGGCACUGACUCACCAACACCACCACCUGAAGAGAUGCUCAGCUCGAAUAGCCUACCUUCUGAUGAAUAUCGAGCAUCCUACAACCGCUGGGAACAAGCAUUCGGCAGAGACUUCGAACAUAACACAUCCAUUGGUGAGGACGAAGAGCUCGAUAUCAAAAUGCAAUGGCAGUAUGAGCAGCCAGAGCAGAAGAAGAGUAUGAACAUCGACAACAUCUACCACUGGAUAGGAAAAUACUUCCAAACAGUCCGGCAGACCAGAAAGCGAAUUGACAAGCUCAUAAUCUCACAUAAAAAGGGGAGAUGGUAG
This is a messenger RNA of Aureobasidium pullulans EXF-150, 1038 nucleotides long. RefSeq lists its product as uncharacterized. Lineage: Eukaryota; Fungi; Ascomycota; Dothideomycetes; Dothideales; Saccotheciaceae. The transcript has a single exon. The record is from RefSeq and is a predicted model, not a curated record. Bases 1 to 1038 code for a protein of 345 amino acids.